UUCCACGCAGCUUUUUUUUUUCUUUUCCUAUAUAAUAGUACUACUUUGCGCCUCCCCGCUCAUCCAACGAGAUCUUCUUUUUUAUUAUCACCCUUUCUUCUCAUGAACGAAUCUCACACCAGCAACAACUGGUACCCACCAGCUUGUGAUACCGAUUUUGCGUUCCAGCUUCCCAUCACACCCAACGACUAUACUUCAACCUUUCAAGUAGCCAUGCCAGCUUCACAAUCCAACAGCGGCCGACUAGCUCACCGCCGACGAGCAUCAUGUGCUAUCUCUAUCAUCCAGGAGAGUCCUGCAGGACAUGUACCUUGCCCCCCUCAGCCUUGUCCUAGCCGCUCACUCUCUGAUUCCAUGCUGGUUGUCAAGCCGGGUAGGGAAUGUAUAACCAGUUUUGACAACGAAGCAAAUACCAACACACGCCAAUGGCCUAUGGAUAUUCGAACGUGGUGGAAACCCUCUCAUGCAAAUGAGAAGCCACCUUAUUCUUACGCCACUUUGAUUGCUCACGCUAUCUUGUGCAGUGCUCAUGGUAAACUUACAUUAAGUGAUAUCUAUCGCUGGAUCUCUGAGCAAUACCCAUAUUACGCUCUUGGAAGUCACGGCUGGCAGAACUCCAUAAGACACAAUUUGUCCCUGAAUAAGCGAAGCUUCGUUAAGCUUGAACGCCGUCCUUCAAAGCAGAACCCUGGAAAGGGUAGCUAUUGGGCUAUCAUACCUGGCGCUGAGCGUCCGUUUAUCGAGAACCUCACCCGUAAAGGUGGUCCCCGAAGACAUCAUCAAUCCACUCUUCCUCUCGGUGCUCAGUUCGCUGUCGCCGACACUCCUCAAGGCUUAGCCCGCCAUGAUAGUGCUAUUGAUGUCGAAGGUGAAAGCUGCAAGGUCACCAAGUUGUGCUCUGCCAAUCUCCUCAUCACUGUGCCAGAAGAUUAUCAAGAACACAAGAGCAAUACCAGAUCAGGUUCCUCUGACUAUCUUCAUAUCUCCAACGUUGAAGAGGAAGAAGCUGCUUCCAUCCAAUAUUCCCCAGAUCAGUUUACACAAACCACUCGAUCUACCUCUCCUCUCUAUACUACUUUCAGAAUGUCCAAGGUUGAAAAGGAAAAGCCCGCACAAAGCAUUGGUCGACGAACUCGUCGUAGCAAGAAGAGAAAGCAAAGAACCCGCGAGGAUUCUUAUGACUCUGAUUGUGACUCUGGUGUUGACGUUAGCAAUGAAUAUAUUGGCUCUCUCCAUAAGCGCAAGCAAAGACGGAAGUUGGCCAAGGAACAAGCCGACAUUCAAAAGGCUGAACUCAGCCAUGAGAAUCCUGCCGUCAUAGCUGAGGAAGAUUCCAAUCUGGAAUUGUCCUGGAGAAACAUGCUAGCAUCUGGCUUGGAGCUGCUAUGCCCUGACCAACCUGGCUUUGACCUCUACUCUGAAUUCUCAUACCUAACCAAUGCUGAAGGCGAAGGUGCCGAUUACUUUAGCCAUUGUCCACCCAAUGCCAUCACAAGACCUCUUGACAUUGAUCUCAGCUUGCAGCAUCCCCUACAAAAGGAAGCACUAGACAAGCAAGAUCAGAAUAAUGCUGUCUUUGCCUCCAAGAACUAUUCAUCCAUGCUUGACAGUCUUCCGGUUGGCAUGCACAAGACCAAGCAAAUGUCUCCGGAUCUCUCUGGCGUUACAUUUGCACAGUUGCUUCAGUCUGCUACCGUAGACGAUGAGACUUCCAAAUACCUCAAAUUCGAAAGCAGUGACGACGAGGAAACUUCCAACUCUACGGAUUCCUAUUGCGUGACUCCUCCUUCAUUACCAUUGGACGACCUGUACCCUCAACUUCAUUAACCAAAUCACCUGCUAUUACAGUAUUAUAUUGUACAUUUUAUCAUCCACAUACCCUCCCGUCGUCUCGAUACCUCUCCUCUUUUACCCCGUCACGCUUUGGCAUGGCAAUUUGUUCUGAUACCCUGCCAACAUUAUCAUUAUUGCUGUUGUUUG
Umbelopsis ramanniana AG is the source of this 1980-nucleotide messenger RNA. RefSeq lists its product as uncharacterized. NCBI's taxonomy places the organism in Eukaryota, Fungi, Mucoromycota, Umbelopsidomycetes, Umbelopsidales, Umbelopsidaceae. The coding region runs from base 103 to 1827 and encodes 574 amino acids. Gene Ontology annotation, molecular function: DNA-binding transcription factor activity, RNA polymerase II-specific; RNA polymerase II cis-regulatory region sequence-specific DNA binding. The transcript has 2 exons. Gene Ontology annotation, biological process: regulation of transcription by RNA polymerase II. The record is from RefSeq and is a predicted model, not a curated record.